Molecule: messenger RNA, 1412 nt
Organism: Dipodomys ordii (Ord's kangaroo rat)
Lineage: Eukaryota; Metazoa; Chordata; Mammalia; Rodentia; Heteromyidae
Gene: Ctdspl
Product: CTD (carboxy-terminal domain, RNA polymerase II, polypeptide A) small phosphatase-like
Exons: 9
Molecular function (GO): RNA polymerase II CTD heptapeptide repeat phosphatase activity
Source: RefSeq, a predicted model, not a curated record
CCCGGGGAGGACGAGGCCCGCGCGCCCCGCGCCGCCGCCAAGGCCGCGCAGUGCAACCUCAGCGUGAAGCAGAGAAACCAAAGUGUGCUCAGCUCCUUCUUCUGCUGCUUCCGGGCCUACGACGCAGAGACCCCGUUAUCCAGCACUCCCCCCGAUGUGCUUCCGACAUCUACAGGAGAAAAUGGGGCCCUGCACAAGGGUGACCAGCGGCCAGUCACUCCCACCCCAAGUCCACCAGCUGAAUACCUUCUUCCAGAGGUGACGGUGGCGGACUACGGGAAGAAGUGUAUUGUUAUCGACUUAGAUGAGACGCUGGUGCACAGUUCAUUUAAGCCUAUUAGUAAUGCUGAUUUUAUUGUUCCUGUUGAAAUUGACGGAAGCAUCCAUCAGGUGUACGUGCUGAAGCGGCCGCACGUGGACGAAUUCCUGCAGCGCAUGGGGCAGCUGUUCGAGUGCGUGCUCUUCACUGCCAGCCUGGCCAAGUAUGCAGACCCGGUGGCCGACCUGCUGGAUCGCUGGGGCGUGUUCCGGGCCCGGCUCUUCAGGGAGUCCUGUGUCUUCCACCGUGGGAACUACGUGAAGGACCUGAGCCGCCUGGGGCGGGAACUGAGCAGAGUGGUCAUCGUGGACAACUCUCCCGCCUCCUACACCUUCCACCCUGAGAACGCCGUGCCCGUCCAGUCCUGGUUUGAUGACAUGACCGACACGGAGCUGCUGGACCUCAUCCCCUUCUUGGAGGGGCUCAGCCAGGAGGAGAACGUGUACCGUGUGCUCCACAAACUCUGCGACAGGCCUCAAGUACGAGGUGACAACUUCAAAGUCUCCCAGCCCUGGCAUGACACCUGUCAUCCCCACUACUCGGGAGGCUGAGAUCCAGAGGAUCAUAGUUCAAAGUCAGCCCCAGGUAGGAAUGUCCGUGAGACUCUGAUCUCCAGUGAACUACAAAUUAAAGCCAGAUGCAGCGCUAGGGCUCAGAGGGGUGGAGCACUAAGCUUUGAGCCAGAAGCUCAAGGACAGCGCCCCAGAUCCUGAGUCCAAGCCCCAGGAAUGGCACAAAAUAAAAAAGAUCUGUAAACCUGUAACCUGGCCACACUUUACAGCUUUGGGUUUUACAGGUGGCUUUCUAAUGAAAAGUCAGAUCAACUCCCCACAUAGCGCAUGUCCCGGCCAGCCAGUGCUGGCCCUGCCACUGACUGCCAAGCCUGGGUCCCCAUGGUUUUCCGCUGGACAUCUCAAUGUGAUUGCAAAAAUAGGUAAAAUUUACAAGAAAGCCAUCGUGCCACACGGUGUGGGGACCACACCCAGCACCCCGUGUCCACAGGGACAGCCCUCCCCAUGAAGAAGUUGGCCGUGAUGGGUUUUUUCUUUUUCUCUUCCCUGCCAAAAUAACAAUAAAUCCAGCCUGGACCUGC